Magnolia sinica is the source of this 1117-nucleotide messenger RNA. Its product is annotated as histone-lysine N-methyltransferase TRX1-like. Gene Ontology annotation, biological process: regulation of transcription by RNA polymerase II. The record is from RefSeq and is a predicted model, not a curated record. Lineage: Eukaryota; Viridiplantae; Streptophyta; Magnoliopsida; Magnoliales; Magnoliaceae. Bases 458 to 1048 code for a protein of 196 amino acids. The transcript is spliced from 8 exons.
CGCCCUCUCUCUCUCUCUCUCUCUCUCUCUCUCUCUCUCUCUCUCUCUCUCUCUCUCUCUCUCUCUCGAUUGGAAGAAGGAGAGCUGCUAGAAGACCUCCUUAUCAUUUAGAUCCAGAUCCAAAUUAGUUCAAGUGGGAGAGAUCUCCUGCUUUUUGCUGUGUUCUUUUAGAUCUAGGGAUUUUACUUGAAAGAAAGCUUUUGCACGCAUCAACGGCUUAGAUAUCCUCUUUCGAGGUCUAGAUCUUUGAUCUGAUGCAAUUGGAGUGAUUGCAACUUCUGCCUUGAGCAAUUUAUAUUCUCGUCCUGCAUUUGAAGGUAAUGUUGGAGGAGCCAAAGUUUUGGACUGGGGAGAAGGCUUAAGACAAGUUGAAGAAUCCUUCCUAUCCUCAGUGCAAGCAUCUGUUUCAGUUUCUCAGUGUUCAUCGAUCACCAGAUGAAAGGUUAAACCGAAUGCAAUGGUUAAGGACACAGCUUUCUUAGGGGCAUCACUCUCUGAUCAUCUCAAACCUGACUUCAAUCCUCUUAUCAUGAAGAGCAAGUGGGUGCUAGAGUCAACAUUUAGAAGUGGACAACUAAAUCCUGUUGGGGGAAUGGAGACCAUUUCAAAGGAAAGAGACCUGCUUGUUUGCUGCAUUUGCCAUCGCAAACACGGUGUCUGCAUAAAGUGUAAUCAUGAUGACUGUCAAACUGCAUUUCAUCCUACUUGUGCUAAACGUGUUGGCCAGCACAUGGAUGUGAAGACUAGUGGAGGCAAGUUUUUUCAACACAAAGCUUAUUGUGAAAAGCAUAGCUUGGAUUCGAAAAAGAAGCCAACAGGCCAGAGCUACCUGUUGAGGUUGCAGGGCCUACUACGCACAAUUCAAAUGGAGAAUGCUAGUGGAGGCAAUAAUGAUGUUGGCCUGGAAGUAGCAGAAGAUGGUCGGGCAGUGUUACCUCAAUGUUCGCCAAGCACGACGGCACCCAUGAUGACGGGAGCGACCAUGACUUUGUAUUAUUUGUGGAACCUAAUGUUGUGUAACAGUUUGAUUGAAUUAAACUUUAAAUAGACUGUUGUUAACUGUUUUGUUGGUAUUGUGGCUUUCAUGAUUGAUUGUUUCAUGAGUGGAUUGAAUGAA